This is a messenger RNA of Stylophora pistillata, 1387 nucleotides long. RefSeq lists its product as uncharacterized. Lineage: Eukaryota; Metazoa; Cnidaria; Anthozoa; Scleractinia; Pocilloporidae. The record is from RefSeq and is a predicted model, not a curated record.
AACGUCAACGCGCCGAGGACUAUAAGGAAAACAUGUAGAUAAGGGUAGCUCUAGAUCUGAAGCCAAUAUUCAAAUGCGUAAUGACCGAAAAUUUCCUGAAAAGUAUUCUGAACAGUUAAUAUUGCUGACGUUCAGUUGAGGGAAGACUUUGAAGCUAACGGAAUGAAUGCAGAGUGCUAUUUUUCCUUAGAGGUAUGCUGAUAUAGACGUACUCAGAAGGUUACAUGAUAAUGAGAUCAAAAAUUCUAUUUUUUCAGAUUCUGUACUUCUUCACGCACAAGUAUGCGUCUUCAGGGUGUCAGACGGGUAUUCCAAGCCAUUGUACUGGAAACAACGGGAACAAUUCUUCCAUUUGGUCGAGCAAAUCAUUUUUGUAUUCGAUGGGAGCUUUCGGCGCAUUAGCUUUUAUACUUUUUGUUUGCCAUUGCAUAAAACUAAUGGAGGAAGCCGAAGAAAAUGAUAACAUAAACGCCAACACAACACAAAGAACUGUCAAUACGGAUAGGAUUCCAAGGGAAACAGACAUCCAAUUAAAUGGACAGGUGGAUAGGAUAGAAAUGAACUCAGUGAACGAGCCAUGGCAACAUGAAGAAGCGUUUGAUCAAAUUUAUGAUCCCACCGCAGAUAGUGCCCCUCAAUCGUACAUUGAAGUCGAAGAUGAGACAGUAGCACCUCCGCCAAGUUAUGAAGAAGUAAUGAGAGCUUCACAGGAGGCUCUUCAUUCAAGAACACCGUCACAUCAUCACCAUGUCACCACGUAUAUUUAAAUUUUAAAUUUUAAAUUAAAGAAGGGUCUCGGUCAGCGGAAACAAGCGAAAAAGCGGGCGGGUGAUCAUGCAGCCGUUUCCCUGACAACCCCAAUCGCUGUUUCUUGUUUUCUCCGCUCUGUCACUGGUUUUAACCUACCGAGGGCCUGGAGAAGGAGGCCGUAAGGGGUUUUGCUGAGAUAUUUUGUACCUCUGGUGCAACUGUAAAUAACGCAAGCAAAUAACUUGGCGGUAGUUUAAUUUGUCUUACAUCCAUUUGUCACGGAAAUAGUGGGUUUUAAUUUUCCGUAUAUAAUGCACUAUUCAAAGGAAACUGUUUACAUGUGUACCAUGAGACUUCUUUGAAAAGAGGAGGUUAUCCUAAAUUAUUAUAAACAACUUUUGAAUUUCAAGAAGCCAAAAGUUUUUGUCUGUGAAGACCGGAAGUAUUUCCUUUGAAGAGGGACAAUUAGAGAGCAUAUUUUACCGAGUGUAGUUUUUGAUACUUUUAUUAAGAUUAUAUUCAUGCAUCUGUGAAUCUCUAAAGGAUGCAAGCUUCACAUUUCGCUAAUGCAAACAGUUGUCAUGAAAUCUUGUUUCCACUGAUUUUCCAUGUGGCUUUCCCUUUCGCGUUGCCUUUG